AUGGAGGACGGAGGACCUCCGCGCCCUCAUGGCAAGGCGAGUCCCGCGGCGGUAGCCCUGUCCGUGGGAAACCGCGACAUCACCGACUGUAGGCUUCCCGAUUCAUCUGACAGCUCAACAGCGGCAGAGAUGGACUCGGACAGUGAUUACACGCUAGUCCAAUCGCGCCACUUGAAGCGCAAGCUUCGCCGGACGUCAGCAGGCAGUGAUUCUACUCAUAACAGCAGAUGUGACGAACGGGUCUUCUCCGUGGGCUACACCCCAACUACGGAAGCGUACGGCAAAGAUACCUGCACUGGUGUGAUAUCGGAUGUGGACAUUGACAUAAAGGAUGACGACCUGCGAUCUCUAUUAUCGUCGACAGUGCGAAUCCUCGACAUCCACCGAUUCGGCCGCUCCCGGUGCAUCAAGUUGGUGUUCGAGUCAGACUCUUUGCCAGCAUCGGUCAAAGCGAUGCAGAGUGCCAGCGCCGUGGUUUCCGCGGCAGUUGGGGUGGUGGGCGGCGGGGGCGGCCGCGAGCCCCUGUGCCGCGUGUGCGGCGACCGGGCGUCGGGGCGCCACUACGGCGUCGCCUCGUGCGACGGCUGCCGCGGGUUCUUCAAGCGCAGCGUCCGCCGCCAGCUGCAGUACGUGUGCAAGGAGGGCGGCACCUGCGUCGUCGACGUCGCCCGGCGAAACCAGUGCCAGGCGUGCCGCCUCGCCAAGUGCCUGCGCGCAGCCAUGAGGCCCGAAGGCGAGUCCGUGCAGCACGAGCGGGCGCCGCGGGGUCAGCCGCGCCGGCGCCUGCGUUCUCCGGCGGCGAUGUGCCACGGGCCGGUGGGAGGAGGUGACGUGCCGCCCCUGUGCUGCCCUGCGCCGCCGCCGCUCGUGUCGCCGCUCAGAGACCUCUGCUGGAGCGCACCGCGAGAGCCCGCCGAGCCUGCGGCAGCCAGGAUCACCGCCGACGCGGUCCCUUCGUCGACGACGGAGGAGGCGAACGGCGUCGACGACCAGGCGCCGGACUCGGCGUCCGCUCAGCGGCCGGGCAUCGCGUCGCCCCCAGCCCUGCCGGGCGGCAUGGGACCGGCGCUUGCCAGCGAGUCGUCGGCGUCCUCGGCUAGCUUGCCGUCGGCGGCCGGACUGCCUCCCGAGCUGGCCGGAGCACACCAGGCGGCGGCGGCAGCUUCGCUGGCCGACCUUCAAGGCGUGGGCGGCCUUCCCUUCUUCCGCGGUCCCAUCGCCAUGCUGCCCAGGCCGUUGCUCUGGUGGCCGCUCUCCGAAGGUGUACAGGAGACAGCCGCCAAGCUGCUCUUCUGCAGCCUGCGCUGGAUACGCAGCGUGCCAGCGUUUGCGCAGCUCUGCUGCCGGGACCAGUUGCUUCUGCUCGAGGCCUCCUGGAGCGACGUGUUCCUGCUCAGCGCCGCGCAGUGGGGAUUCCCGCUGGUCACUGCCGCCGGUGUCGAAUCUGCGGCGGGCGAAGGUGGUGGUGCGGCGGGAAGCCUGCGCGGCCUGCAGGCGGUGCGCGAGGCCGUGGCCAGGCUGACCGCUCUGCAGACGGACGCCGCAGAGUACUCGUGCCUCAAGGCGCUCGCUCUGUUCAGGCCAGAGGUGUCCGGUCUGCGCGAGGCGUCCCACGUGGAGCGCAUCCAGGACCAGACGCUGUCGGUGCUCCUGGAGAGCGGCGACGAGCGGCCCCGACAGCAGCAGCACCGCACCGCGCGCCUCCUGCUGCUGCUGGGCUCCCUGCGCGCGGUUCCGGCCACGCUGCUCGAGGAGGCCUACUUCCGGCCCACCAUCGGACCGGUGCCCAUCGAGCGCAUCCUCUGCGACGUCCUGCAGACGCUCUGAUAAACCG
Molecule: messenger RNA, 1834 nt
Organism: Dermacentor albipictus
Lineage: Eukaryota; Metazoa; Arthropoda; Arachnida; Ixodida; Ixodidae
Source: RefSeq, a predicted model, not a curated record